Messenger RNA from Larimichthys crocea (large yellow croaker), 2130 nucleotides. Its product is annotated as alanine--glyoxylate aminotransferase 2, mitochondrial. Gene Ontology annotation, biological process: glyoxylate catabolic process. The record is from RefSeq and is a predicted model, not a curated record. Gene Ontology annotation, molecular function: pyridoxal phosphate binding; L-alanine:glyoxylate transaminase activity. NCBI's taxonomy places the organism in Eukaryota, Metazoa, Chordata, Actinopteri, Sciaenidae. The transcript is spliced from 14 exons. Gene Ontology annotation, cellular component: mitochondrion. Bases 176 to 1726 code for a protein of 516 amino acids.
CAUAUUCAUCUGUGUGACGUCGCAGAGAAAUCAUUGUAGUUGUUGUAGCAUUGGUGUGAUCAGGGUACCAUUGGCUGGGCACUGUCCACCCAUCCUUGUGACUUUGUAGAAAAAGAAAAGCCCGAGGUGAAGAGAGAAGGAUAGCUCACUGCUCUCUGUACUGAACCUGAUCAACAUGUAUAAAGUUGUUUCCUCUCUAAGUGGCCGCUGUGCAGGUCUCACGGGACAGUCCUGCUGUUCAUCUGGUUUUGCCAAAUUUCACCUGGGAAGUGGUGCAGUAUGUCAGCAAUCAGCCUUCAAAUACCAACCUGCAGACCUCCCAGAGAUGCCCAGAUGCGAUUUGAAACCAGAGGAAUACAAGGGUAUGUCCAAAGAACAGAUGAUGAAGAUCCGCAGGCAGAAUUGCAACCCUGUGACCAUGAAGAUUACUUACUAUAAGAAACCAGUGUUCAUCCACCAGGGACACAUGCAGUGGUUGUGGGAUGUAGACGGGAGGCGAUAUCUGGAUCUCUUUGCUGGUGUGGCUACUGUUAGUGUGGGCCACUGCCACCCAAAGCUGACAGCAGCCGCAGCGAAGCAGCUGAAGAGACUGUGGCAUACCACAAACAUUUACGUCCAUCCAAAUCUUCAUGAGUAUUGUGAGAAACUAGCCUCUCUCUUACCGGAUCCUCUUAAGGUGAUAUAUCUGACCAACAGCGGCUCAGAAGCCAAUGACCUGGCUAUGUUGAUGGCUCGACUUCACACUGGCAACUUUGACAUCCUCACUUUCAGAGGAUCAUACCACGGUGGCACCCAACAGACCAUGGGUCUCACCUCCAACUCUCCAUAUAAAUACCCCAUUGCCACUAGCUCAGGCUGCACACAUAUCAUGUCUCCUGAUGUGUUCAGAGGUGUGUGGGGAGGAAGCCACUGCAGAGACUCUCCUGUGCAAACCAUCAGAGAAUGUAGCUGUGCCCAAGGUCAUUGCAUGGCAAAUGAGAAAUACAUCGGACAGCUCAAAGAGGCAUUCUCUACAAGUCUUCCAAGUCAAAUCGCUGCUUUCUUUGGAGAGCCAAUUCAGGGAAUGGGAGGAGCUGUGCAGUACCCUAAAAACUUCUUCAAAGACGCUUACAAACUUGUGAGAGAGAGAGGAGGGAUCUGCAUUGCUGAUGAGGUCCAGACUGGAUUUGGGCGAACAGGAACCCACUUCUGGGGUUUCCAAGGUUAUGAUGUUAUUCCUGAUAUGGUUACAAUGGCAAAGGGAAUUGGUAAUGGAUUCCCAGUAGGAGCCGUGGUGACAACACCAGAAAUUGCCGCUUCUUUUGGUAAAGCCUACCACUUCAACACCUUUGGAGGAAGUCCUAUAGCUUGUGCUGUUGCUUCAUCUGUGCUUGACACUAUCAAAGAAGACGGCUUACAGCAGAACAGUCAUAAUGUGGGCACCUAUCUGUUGACAGAAAUGGCAAAACUCAGAGACAAGUAUGAGAUUAUCGGUGAUGUCCGUGGAAAAGGCCUGCAGAUCGGCGUGGAAAUGGUCAAAGACAAGGCCAGCAGAGAGCCACUGUCUCCUGAGGCAAUGAGUGAGAUCUUUGAGGACAUAAAGGACAUGGGGGUCCUGAUAGGGAAAGGAGGAGUCUACGGACAGACCUUCCGCAUCCAACCCCCCAUGUGCAUCACAAAUGAGGACGUAGAUUUCUUCCUGGCAGUUUUCAACAAGGCAGUCCACAACUACUUGGACAGAAAAUGAACGGGUCAGACGUGUAACCAGAUCCUAAAAGACCAAACCUGGAAACUCAAUCAGCAGUGGACUGAAUUUUAAAUGUAAAUCUUUAUAAAAAAUGUUAUAUUAACCUUUUUGCUUGUAAAAGUGAAUUUUGACACAUAACUACGAUCUCCAUGUUAUUAUUAUGAAGCCACCAGUUCUUUCUUUUAAAGUGCGGAUUCAUAAUUAUUCAAUACACUGAGCACACAUCGCUAAUGUGAGGGGAAAAAUAUCUUAUGUAUCUUCAUAACUGUUUUGCAAUUCAUUUUACUUUGUUUAGAUCCAAUAAUGAACAUUUAUGAUUGUUUGCAGUCUGCCUGCAGCCGAACACUAUAUAUAGUCUCUACGUGAUACAGUGCCUGACCACACAUCUGAAUGUACCAAUUAUU